Molecule: messenger RNA, 1376 nt
Organism: Arabidopsis arenosa
Lineage: Eukaryota; Viridiplantae; Streptophyta; Magnoliopsida; Brassicales; Brassicaceae
Source: the annotation of a GenBank genome assembly
UUCUUUAACCUGAAUGUGCAAUCAAACUCCUCUUAGAUCUAUGGCUCUCGAUUCUUCCGGAAAACAACCUGAGCAGCAACAACAACCGCGAGCCUCCUCUGGAAACGGCGAAGCAAGAUUGAAACUUCGGAGAACCCCAAAUGAAGAACAUGAGCCUGAGAACUAUGAAGAUCUACCUUUGGACUAUAGUCCUUCUCUGUUUAGCUCUCUUGAGCGUUACUUACCUGAGCAGCUUCUCAAUUCCACACGAAUCGAUAAAGCUAGUUUCAUGAGAGACCUUCUUCUCCGAUAUUCCCCUGAUACUGAGCGAGUUCGGACUCUGAGGCAUAAAGAAUACAGGGACAAAAUCAUGUCUUCUUACCAACGUAAGCAUGGAGAGAUCUAUACUCUUGACCCUACUAGUUUCUUUACGCCAUCGUUUCUUAGAGCUUUUAGUGGGAAGUCAGAGCCGAAUUUCAGAAAUAUUAUGGUUGAACCUUAUCCUGGGAUUUUCACUUUUGAAAUGUUUAAACCACGGUUUUGUGAAAUGUUACUUGCAGAGGUUGAACAUAUGGAGAAAUGGGUUUAUGAUUCAAGAUCCACAAUAAUGAGACCUAAUACGAUGAACAAUUUCGGUGUUGUCCUUGAUGACUUUGGCUUUGAUAGCAUGCUUCAGAAGUUGGUUGAUGACUUUAUUAGUCCUAUAGCUCAAGUUCUGUUCCCAGAAGUCUGUGGAUCCUCUUUAGAUUCUCACCAUGGCUAUAUUGUUGAAUAUGGAAAAGAUAGGGAUGUUGAUCUUGGGUUCCAUGUGGAUGACUCUGAGAUUAGUUUGAAUGUCUGCUUGGGCAAACAGUUUUCUGGUGGGGAGCUGUAUUUUCGCGGUGUGAGAUGUGAUAAGCAUGUGAAUUCCGAUAGCACUGAAAAGGAAGUUUAUGAUUACUCUCAUGUACCUGGUCAUGCCAUUCUUCAUCGUGGACGUCAUCGCCAUGGUGCUAGAGCAACAACUUCUGGACACCGAGUCAACUUGAUUUUGUGGUGUAGAAGCUCAACUUUUCGAGAGAUGAAGAAUUAUCAGAGAGAUUUCUCAAAUUGGUGCGGAGGAUGCAAACUUGAGAAACAGAGAAGGCAGCGUGAUUCGAUUAAUGCAACUAAAGAGAUACUGGCUAGGAAAGCUGCAGAGAAGACACUUGUUGAGCUGGCUUCAAAAUCUUGUGCCGACUAAACAGAACAAUGAUAUGUCAAAAACCUCACCUUCUUUGUAUUAUUCCCCAGUGGCUGUGUAUAGGAAGGCAAGUUAAAUCGUUUGUCUGUAAGCAAGCAUUAGAUACCUUUGUCAUAGGUAAAUUUUGUUCCAUUUUUCAGAUUGCUGCCUGUAACAAUAAAUUUCUUAGAUUGAA